This is a messenger RNA of Alligator mississippiensis (American alligator), 9880 nucleotides long. It is a transcript of the gene AMFR, whose product is annotated as autocrine motility factor receptor. The transcript has 13 exons. The record is from RefSeq and is a predicted model, not a curated record. Gene Ontology annotation, molecular function: ubiquitin protein ligase activity; ubiquitin binding. Gene Ontology annotation, biological process: ubiquitin-dependent protein catabolic process; endoplasmic reticulum unfolded protein response; protein K48-linked ubiquitination. Gene Ontology annotation, cellular component: ubiquitin ligase complex; cytosol; endoplasmic reticulum. NCBI's taxonomy places the organism in Eukaryota, Metazoa, Chordata, Crocodylia, Alligatoridae. The coding region runs from base 71 to 1705 and encodes 544 amino acids.
CGCUCGGGAGCGGGGACCGCGCAGGCCGCUGGGAGGUGGCGGGGCCUAGCUGGGCUCAGACGCGAUCGCUAUGCCGCUGUUGUUCCUGGAGCGUUUCCCCUGGCCCAGCCUGCGCACGUACGCGGGGCUCAGCGCCCUGGCGCUGCUCGGCUGCGUCCUCAGCGCCUACCGCGCCCUCAGCCAGGCCCCUGCCGCCUGGCCUGGGCCCGAGCCCCAGCCCCAACCUGAGCCACAGCCCAGCCCGAGCCGUGCCGGGCCGCUGCCGCUGGACGUCGCCUACUAUCUGCUGUCAGACAGCCUUUGCGUCUGGGUACUUGUGAAUACUGCCUGUUGUUUUCUGAUGUUAGUUGCUAAAUUAAUCCAGUGCAUGGUGUUUGGUCCUCUUCGAGUCAGUGAGAGGCAGCAUCUCAAGGACAAAUUCUGGAAUUUCAUCUUCUACAAGUUUAUAUUUAUUUUUGGCGUGCUCAAUGUUCAGACUGUGGAAGAAGUUGUCAUGUGGUGCCUUUGGUUCUCUGGGCUGGUGUUUCUCCAUCUCAUGGUACAGCUCUGCAAGGAUCGGUUUGAAUAUCUUUCUUUCUCCCCCACCACACCAUUGAGCAGCCACAUCAGAGUCCUUACUCUACUGAUUGUCAUGUUACUCUCCUGUUGUGGAUUAGCAGUUGUUUGCGGUGUUAUUGGCAGUACCCAUGGAAUGCACACUCUAGCCUUCAUGGCAGCAGAGUCUCUGCUUGUGACAGUGAGAACAAGUCAUGUGAUUUUACGUUAUGUAAUUCAUCUUUGGGAUCUCAACCAUGAAGGAACAUGGGAAGGCAAAGGAACUUAUGUGUAUUAUACAGAUUUUGUCAUGGAAUUAACCUUACUUUCACUGGACUUAAUGCAUCAUAUUCACAUGUUGCUAUUUGGCAACAUCUGGUUGUCGAUGGCCAGCCUGGUGAUCUUUAUGCAGCUGCGUUACCUGUUCCAUGAGGUUCAGCGUAGAAUCCGCCGUCAUAAGAACUACCUGCGUGUGGUUGGAAACAUGGAAGCCAGGUUUGCAGUUGCAACUCCUGAAGAACUCGCUGUUAAUAAUGAUGAUUGUGCCAUUUGCUGGGACUCCAUGCAGUCUGCACGUAAACUUCCAUGUGGGCACCUCUUUCACAACUCAUGCCUACGAUCCUGGCUUGAACAGGACACAUCCUGCCCCACCUGCAGAAUGUCUCUUAAUAUCACAGACAGUCAUCGGGUUAGAGAGGACCACCAAAGAGAGAACCUGGAUGAAAACUUGGGGCCUGUGGCAGUAGCAGAAGGCAGACCCCGCUUGAACCAACAUAAUCACUUCUUCCAUUUUGAUGGUUCUCGUAUUGCUAGCUGGCUACCCAGUUUUUCAGUGGAAGUGAUGCAUACUACCAAUAUCCUUGGUAUUACACAGGCAAGCAACUCCCAGCUCAAUGCUAUGGCACAUCAGAUUCAAGAGAUGUUUCCUCAGGUUCCAUACCACCUAGUUCUGCAGGAUCUGCAGCUGACCCGCUCUGUAGAAAUAACAACUGACAACAUCUUAGAAGGGCGUAUCCAGGUGCCCUUUCCUACACAGCGUGCAGAUAGCAUUAGACCUGCAUUAAACAGUCCUGUGGAAAGGCAUAAUUCUGAUCAGGAGGAUACUGAAACAGCUACCCAGGAACAAAUGGAUGCUGCUGCCAGUGUCCAUUCCCUGUCCUUUGAGGCCUAGUCAGAAGGAUGGGAGCAGAUCCACCAAGCUCUAGAUCAAAAGCCAACAAUAGAGGAAGUCCACAAGCAAAGAAGGAACCAAAUCCUUCUUCCUUCUCUUGUGAAAAUGACAGUGUCCCCUGGGGGCAGAAAUGCAUCUUCCUCUUGUAUUUGAGAGUUGUAUUGUACUGCUUGUCCUCGGUGUACAGGAAUUCUAAUGAUCUGAUAUUGUAGAUUAGUCUUACGUAAAAGUCUUCCUAUUAUAUAGUUAUUAGAAAACAUUUUUGGGGAGUGAAGCGUAGCAGUAUAUGAACACCUUAUUUUAAAUAUUUUAUUCAUCAUUCUAAAAGAAAAUAUUUCAUAAGAGGUUUUUUUUAAUUUUUCCAAAAAGUUUAAAUUUUUCCAAUCUUUUGGAACCCCCCCCCCCCCCCCCCCAAAAAAAAAAGUCCUCAGAAAAAAAUGAAAAAAACCCUGUUUUUCCCUGGGUUUUUUUCUGUGUUUUUUUUUUUUUUUUUUUCCCCUGGGCCUUCACAUCUCUAGUACUGCACCCUCUUUUACUAAAUCCUGGAUCUCCUUAUGCUGAUGACCAGGUCCAUGUUAAUUCUUUCAUCACUUGGUGAUGACCCAGGGAGAAUAUUUGUGACCAUUUCCUUUAAGUUUUGAAUUUUCCUUGAUGGGAUCAUAUAUAUAACAUAGCCAGCUUUUCAGCCAGAUGCAUUGCCCUGAGACCUGACAUUUUCUUCAUCUCCAGUUUCAGUCAACCUUCCACUCCUCACUAAAUUCAAAAUUCACGUUCCUCUGCAACAUCCAAAAUUAUUCCAAAAUUAUUAAUCUUCCCCCUCUGACUCUCAGGAUUUAUUUUUUUAUCCGAAAUCAGUGUUUUGAGGGAAUCGGCAUACUUUAAAGUAUCUGACUUUGUUAUGCAAGAACCUUCCUCUCUUCUUGUGAUUCACCAUAAUGUAUAUUUUAAGGAACUUGAACAAGAAUUCAGGGAAGAUUAAAAAAGUUGACUUGUUUUGGGUUUUUUUUAUGCAUGCCUUGAAAUUCUAAGUGUUUUGUGAAAAAAACAUGGAGUACUUGUCCUCUCUAAAUUAUCUGUGAUUAGUGUAUAUCAAGUUCUGAACCCAAAAUCAUGGGCCACUUUCAAAAAUCACAGCCAUGCCUUCAAUCUCUUUGCAAGGUGCAAUGUGUAAUCUCUUUCUAUGGCCCCAUAUCAAAUGUCAGAUAGCAUCAGCCAAGGAUAGAAUGCUCUUCUUCCUCUUUGCUCAACAUUUUGUACACUUCCCCUUUUUCUCUGGAGCACCUCAUUCUAACCAAAUUCUCUAAGCUUAUACUUUCCUUCACUUUAAAAUCAAGCCAUCUAAUUUAACAAGGUCAUUUAAUGGGAUCUUUGUUUCUCCAAAGGCAGGUGUCUUUUAGGAUUAGUUGUGAGUUCUGGGGGUCUAGUUUGUAAGCCCCAAAGGGAAAGUUUUGAAAACCCUUUAACGGCACAGUUAAACUGUCUUGAGAGGUGAAGAUUUUGGUAAAACUUAGGCUGCCUAUGUAUAUGAUUUUUGUCAUUCUAAUUAGAACAUGUUGGAGCAGAUUUGAUUUAAUUGAGACUGUUCAACUUCUUAAGUAGAACGCUGCAGUGUUGCCGCAGUGUCACGUGUAUUAAGCCCCUGUGCGUUUUUAAACGGCUAUAGGGCACUUUAUCUAAACCCCAUUCAACAUGGUUUAGUUAAAGUGUCCUACAGCCAUUUUUAAAUGUGUGGGGGCUUAAUACAUGCAACAGUGAGGUGUUUUAAUUAGAGUGGCUGCCUGGGAAUCUCUUUAAUUAACGCCCCCCACACGCAUACCUCCAAGCACGUGUGUGGUUAGUCUUGGAUACUGUGGCCAUAGGUGCUACAGAGAACACAUCAGCCCUUACAGAAACUCUUAGUGUAGUUAAUUCCUUAAAGUCUGCAAGAGGAAUAGAUUCUGAAUUGUGGAAAUGGUUACACUUGAGAAUCUGGUCUGACUUUAGUCUUGCCAUAGUCUUCUUUUUGAUACAAUACUAGAGUGGUUGAGAAGUUAGCUGUGACACUAGCUUCCUUCAAGAAUGGUAGUUCAGCUGUUGCUGAAGGAAGAGUAUCUUGAUUGUGCUAUUCUUGCCUGUCUUCCACCCUUCAGUUUUUGAGUAAAAUUAGAGAGAAAAUUGUGGAAGGAUGUUGUUGUUUCUUCUGCCAUUUUCUUUUCUCCUGGGACUCUUAAUAAAAAAGAGAGACUAUAAUUUAGUCCUCACUGACAUGGCCUCUUAAGCUCAGUGACUGAUAAGUUUUGUAACUGUGGGCAGGAGAAUCCCAAACUGAUUUUUUUUUUUCUUCUAUAGCUGCUUUUUUCUGAUGCUGGGAUUGUGGAGUUUCACCUGCAGAGCUUGGUGGAAUAGAUACUAGAGAGCUCUUGUUCUAUCAUCUGGGAGAUUACAGAAAGUUAGGUAGAGCAACUGGUCUCCUGCACCAAGGCUGUUCCUGGGAGUGUCCUACAGUACUCAGUAAUGUGAUCCCUCUGCCUCAGUUGGGAUGGGACUCAGUGAUAUAUAACCCCCCCUCUAUAUUGUUACUCAUACAAGGUCAUGUUUGCAUUUCAGACAGCAUUUAUUUUAUUUGAGUUUAUCGCAUUACUAUUAUUAUAACUUGGCUGUUAACAUUUCAUGCUUGAUUCACUUUUGAUGCAUUGUCACUUUUUCUCCAACGAUGUUCUGUUAGUCAGCUGGGUCCACUGAUGUGUUCCUUGGUACAGAAAUAACUUGUUUUGCGUGCCAGCUGUUGAAAUCCAUGCCUUGCACACUUUUUAAUGUUGAUGUUGCUAGUCUCUUGAGAUUUCUGCUGUCAGUACACUGCAAUCAGCAUGUAUCUGGAUGAUUAAAUGGACACAGUAGGUGAAUGCGAAUCGUAGCAGCUAGGGUAUAGAAACCGAUGUGGACCAUGUUUUGCCUCUUUAAUGCAUUACAGUUGUUAGUGCAGUCUGCUGGGAUGGCAAAUAAUAGCUAAGCUUCUUACUCAGGCCUUUGGCUUAGGUAAUGUAUUUCUUGAAGUUUAGCAACAUCUUUAUUUAGAAGGGACCUGAUAAUAUAUGACAGGACAUGGUGGGAAAACACUGUUGACUUGCCCUACAGUGGUUUAGUAAUGUCAUGGUUCAUCAGCUCACUUCUCACAUGAGCUGUCAUGUGUAGUGAGAUACUGCAGGAGGCACCAGUAGUGACAGUUGAGGUAGCUUCCUUUAUUGACAAGCAGUGUUUGUGCUGCUGUGAACUGGUCCUGCAGUUGGGUGGGAAAGCUGGCAAACUCCUCCAGAUUUGACUGUUCAAAUUUCCUCUUCAUUGCCAUUUCUGCAAACUAUUCUUGAGCAUACAGUGUUCUUAGAACACUUUCCUGGCACAUUCACUUCCUUAGAAGCAGUCUGAACUUCACUAUUACAUCAGUAUGCAAAUGUGCCCCAGAGUAGGGCUCCAUAGGGGAUUCUGCCUUCAGAAAAAACUAAUUAUUGGGGAGUAUUUUUUUUAAUCAUCUCCAAGAUAAUCAUAAAACAUGGUAUAAAUACGUAUGCUUUUAGACUACAUUGGUAAGCAGCAGUUUUUGGUUCCAUUGCAGUUUUCUUUUUUUGUGGGGGGGAACAGAGGGGAGGGGAGGUUACCACUUUAGUCACAAUAGAGUCCAGUAGCUUCCCACAUAAAUUAAAUCUCUAGGCUCAGACUCCUAGCAGGCCUUAUGCAAUGUUUUACUCUUUCCUCUUGAGCAGAGAGGCUCUGUUUGGUGAAUAAGUGUCAUCAUGCUGGAAAUCCAUUCUCUGUUCUUUGAAAGAGUGAGUUAGUCUGUUAGUCUGAAGACUUAGCGUUAGUCUGAAGACAUGGAAAAGGCAGGGUAGAGUUACAUUUUACAGAUUGAGAGGCAUAAGCUUUCGUAAGCAACAGCUUGCUUUGUCAGAUGCUAUGAAAAGACUUUCAUAUAAAAAGUCCUUUUGCAGCAUCUGAAAAAGUAAGCUAUUGCUUAAGAAAGCAUAUGCAUCUCUGAAUUAAUCAGUGUAUAACAGGGUGGCCUACCUGAUAAGGCACAGGCAAGAUCAGGAAGAGGGCACAGUAGCAGAUAGAACAGGAAGCAGAAGGCAAAGCAGCAAAUUGCUUUCUGUUCCCUGCCUUGUGCUUCCUACGCAGAACAGCAAAUUGGGCAGAGGAAGGGGAGUGGUCCUCAGGGAGGGUAUGGGACUGAUCUGUGGCACACCUGCCAAAAAAAUUGGGCCCUACUGCUCUGUAAGAGAUGACUUUACCCUGGCUUUUCUCAAAGAAUGGAUUUGUAGUGUCCCCUAAAAGGGCUGGCUUCUAAACAAAUCUGAUUUUCUUAUACAGUCUGUCUCCUCCUGCGAGAGAUGUGUUUCUCACUCUAAUUUCUUUAGUCUUGAAGGGUAUCUUGGCAGGCCUCUGGAGAGAUGUAGCUACUAAUGUUUGAUCAUCGAUAAUUACACAUUAAUGACUGAAGGUUGGGUUCAUGUAACCAGACAUGUCAUGCCUAGGGAUCCUGGUUUUCUCUGAUAAAAAAAAAAAUUGCAGAUUCUCUGGUUUAACCCCCCACCCCCCCAAAAAAACCACCCCAAAAUCUGUUAUUAAAAUUAAAGGCCCUCUGCAGCCCCCCACUGGCCCUGAUGGUUCCCCCCACAGCCCUGCUCAUAUGUCCCUUGCCUCCCACCCAUGGGCCCUGGCCCCCCAGCCUUGCUGGAGGGGGCCCCCAGCUGCCAGGGCUGUGGGGCCAGGGACUCAGGUCCUCAGCUCCCUGCCUCCUACAGAAGGCAGCUGCAGCAGAAGGAGCACUGGCUGGCUCCCCCACUGCCGCUUGCCUGCUGUGGGCUUGGUGGGGGCAGGGCCAGCUCCCAGUGGCAGCAUGCACUCCUGGGGGGCAAGGGGAUCCUGUGCCCCCCAGAUCUGUGUGGGGGGCAGGGGAAGGCUGGGUACAUGCUGUGGGCUUGUGCUCCUGGCCCUGCUGCUCUCCCCUGGGACCUCUGCAAUGCAGCGUGUGUAACCCAGUGCGGUAGGGCAUAGUGGGGCCGCGCAGGAAAGCUGCUUGCUUGCAGCAGCUCCCCCCAUACACCAGGAUAUGGGUCCAACUGUGGCUGUGUUUUUGCCAUCACUCCCCACCCCCUGCUUUGUGGAUCUGAGCAUUGCUGACCCCUGCUGUUUGCUCCCUGCACCUGUUGGCAGCAAUAAGACCUGCGGGCAAGUUUUAAGAGGUCUCAAAUAAGUUUAACUUUGGCUUAAGCCCCCACCCAGAAACCUGGGACAACUAGAUUUAAACUGGAUGAACAAACUCCCUUGUAAGCAAUGUAUCAACAAAAGCCAGGUUUAUUACAGGACAAAGGGGAAAGUUUCUCAAUUACUCCCCUUAAAAUAUAGUUGCAGGAUUCCAGCCACAUUUUCAGCUUUCAGAUGUUGAUGCUGAGCACUGAGAAGAACCCCAAGUUUGGUGAAAUUUCUUUCCACAUCAAUUAAUUUAUAGUCAGUUGCAGGAGAACCACUGCAUAUUUUGCCAGGCUGGGAAUGCGGUCUUCAACAGCCAUCCACAACUAAAUAGGAUCCUCAACAUCUGCAAACCCAUCUUUGACAUUUGCUAAAUACACUGGCUAUUACAUGCUACUCUCCCUAGGCAGCUUUAAUUCUGAUUUCACAGUUUCGUAAUCUGUACAAACAGAGCCGAUUUUUGUUUAGGAUCCAGUGCUCAAACAGUGUGGAGAAAAUCAACUGCUGGCUGUUUACUUUUCAUGCUGUACUGUCUCAGUUUAUCAGCAGCACUCUGAGCAGCUGUGGAUCCUCUCACAUUAUCAGCUGCUAAAAUAAGAUGCUCCAACCACAAAAUUAAAUCCAAGACAGUGUUGUACAUUUUGUGUACUUGGCAUUUCUGGAACUAUAAAAAGUCCGGUGCUGUCACCAGGCAUCCACAGUUCUCUGCAGUGUACUUCACAUCAUUGUGCAGGUCUGCUACUACUAACAGGCUGGCCAGUUCCUGCAGAACAGCUGUAUUGCCUUGUUUUGUUUGUUCAAGUUUCACUAACCCAUGAUAGAGCCAGGAGUACUGUGCAUGGUACCUGACGUAAUUGAACCAUGUGUUCCACCUGGUCACAACUAGUUCUGGUGGAAGUGCUGGCAAAUCAAUAUUCUGAUCCUCCAGGUAUCUCAAGUAUCAUGCAUGACGAGCUGGAGCUUUUAAUAAAAGUGACUUUAUUAAAGCAACAAAGCGAUCCACUUGCUUGAAGGUCUCUUGCCAAGUAGUUCCUGCCAAAGCAACUAUAUGUGCGUAGCAACGAAUAUGUACACAGUUUGACCACAGGCCACAAAGCACAUUGUUCCAAGCCUUCACCAUGUAGCUUGCAUUGUCUGUUACAAAUGCCAAUAUUUGCUCAAGCGGGAUUGCAAAGAAAUUGAGGCUCAUGCAAUGGUGGCAUGAUUAACUUUCUUCAGGCACACUGUCUUUACCAGUGGUGGUUUGGGAAUGUUAGCAUGCUUAGCACCUGAAAUAAAAUGUUGAAAACCGGUCUAUUUUGGAAGUCAGUUGUUUUGUCAGCAAUCACGGCAAUAAAGACUUUGAGGGAAACUUCAAGAAGGCUCUGUUUUUCCUCUUCAAAAAGAGCUGAUAUGUGGGAAUACAAUUGGUCUGACUUAGGAAUGGCACCACUUCCAUUAAUGUACUUGCUCCAAAGGUCCCUGACAACAGGUAAAUCCAUUUUAUGCAAAGGAAUGGUGCUUUUAAACGCAUUUGAAUAAAAAUCAAAGUGAUGGUGUCACAGUGGGCUUUGGCAGCUAUAGAAUGCUGGAAUGCUGCAGUCACAGUGCAUUGUUUCUUUGACGGCUCUGCAUUUUCUGUAUCCUCUCUUCGUGUCUCUUCAUUCUGUUUAUGCUUAGCACUUUCUGUGUGUUCCAUAAUUGUCUGCCUUCGAACAUGAUCUGCAGCCUUAUUGCAUGUAAUGCAGAACAACACGGUACCGUCAGUGUUAAACUUACCCGUGCCAAACUCGGCAACACAGUCUUUAGGUGUGAGUUUCACCGUCUUUGGCAUCUUUUCUGGACUUGAAUACGAUGUCUGGAGGUUGAAGUAAAAUUUGAGAUUCAUCAAACACAUGAGCCCUUGUAUAUAGGGACCAACUCAAUUUGCAGUUGCACUUUUUUCACUGAAAGCAUGAAAUCAAGUAUUUUCCAUGAAAGAGAGCAAGUGAGCCCUGCAUUUUUGUUGGGGCUGGGGGAAAAAAGGGACUCCCUCAUUCUAAGCAGAAAAGGUGCCAGGGGGGAAAGAAAAGCCUUUCUUCCUAGAGCAAAUUGUGGUCUUGAAAUGCAGGGACAGGAGUCUGGAAGCAGCACAGGACUGCCAGGUGCCAGCUGGCACUGCCUGUGGGGCCUGGCCCAGUGCAGCCAGUCAGCAGCUGCUGUAAGAUUCCAAGUAGAGGGUAUGCCCCUACUGCAGAGGAAGACAACCCCCACAGUCUCUACCAAUCUGACCAGGGGAAAAUUCAUUCCUGACCCCAGUGCAGCAUCAGUUUGACCCUGAGCCAGAUGGGCAAGACCCUGUAGCUAGGACUAUCCUGGGCUGUGUCUCAGGAGGAGCAUUGGCACAUCCCUGAAUGGUGGCAGACCAACCUCUUCUUGAACAUCUCCAGUGCAGGAGAGUUCACAGCUUCCCUGGGUGUCUGUUCCACUGCCUCCUGCUCCAACUGGGAGUCCAAUUGGAACUGAACCAAAACCUAAGAACUGGCUAGAACUGGUGUUUUGAUUUGCCCCUAAGCCAUCAUUUACUUUGUCCUACUGAACCACAGUGGGAAUCAAGCCACCAAAAAUCACUGGGGUUGCCAGUUAACCUUGUUUUGCUGGUUAGACCAACCAGGGUUAUUGGUCAAAUGGAGGUCACUAGUUACCCCACAAGUCAGCUUGAGGUAACCGGUUCAGUCUUCAUUAAAACUGCCAAUAACAAUUUAUUUAAACUGUAAAAACCACUGGUACACAUGAAAACACACAAAGAUAAAAUGUUAUGCUUACUGCUACCACAAAGACUUGUCUCACUUCUCUGUCGCGAAUCCUGGGACUUUCUGAUUUUGCAAUUUGUAUCACACUUCUCUUUCCCUCCUUUAGUCUAUACGCUUAAUAGAAAAUGGAGUUAAAUGUAUGUAAACAGCUGUAAAUAAAUAUUACUGCUUUCUUACUGGA